Molecule: messenger RNA, 1362 nt
Organism: Pyricularia oryzae 70-15
Lineage: Eukaryota; Fungi; Ascomycota; Sordariomycetes; Magnaporthales; Pyriculariaceae
Product: 1,4-beta-D-glucan cellobiohydrolase B
Exons: 5
Coding region: 1-1362 (453 amino acids)
Biological process (GO): carbohydrate metabolic process
Molecular function (GO): hydrolase activity, hydrolyzing O-glycosyl compounds
Source: RefSeq, a predicted model, not a curated record
AUGAUUCGCAAGAUCACAACUCUCGCGGCCCUGGUCGGUGUGGUCAGGGGCCAGGCAGCUUGCAGCCUCACCGCCGAGACGCACCCGUCUCUUACCUGGCAAAAGUGCAGCUCUGGCGGCUCCUGCACCAAUGUAGCUGGCUCCGUCACCAUUGACGCCAACUGGCGGUGGACGCACACGACGAGCGGCUACACGAACUGCUACACGGGUAACAAGUGGGACACAUCCAUCUGCUCGACCAACGCCGACUGCGCUUCCAAGUGCUGUGUCGAUGGUGCCAACUACCAGCAGACCUAUGGUGCUUCCACCAGCGGCAACGCCCUCUCUCUGCAGUACGUGACUCAGAGCUCUGGCAAGAACGUCGGCUCCCGUCUGUACCUCCUCGAGUCGGAGAACAAGUACCAGAUGUUCAACCUGCUCGGCAACGAGUUCACCUUUGACGUGGAUGCCUCGAAGCUCGGCUGUGGACUUAACGGAGCUGUUUACUUUGUCUCGAUGGACGCAGAUGGUGGUCAAAGCAAGUACAGCGGCAACAAGGCCGGUGCAAAGUACGGAACUGGCUACUGCGAUUCGCAAUGCCCGCGUGAUCUGAAAUACAUCAACGGCGCUGCCAAUGUCGAGGGCUGGCAGCCAUCUUCUGGUGAUGCCAACUCGGGUGUCGGCAACAUGGGCUCUUGCUGCGCCGAGAUGGACAUUUGGGAGGCCAACAGCAUCUCGACUGCCUACACCCCCCACCCCUGCUCCAACAACGCUCAGCACUCGUGCAAGGGUGACGACUGUGGAGGAACUUACUCUUCGGUCAGGUACGCAGGCGACUGUGACCCGGAUGGAUGCGACUUCAACUCCUACCGCCAAGGGAACCGCACGUUCUACGGCCCAGGAUCCAACUUUAACGUGGACUCGUCAAAGAAGGUCACCGUCGUCACGCAGUUCAUCUCCUCGGGCGGCCAGCUCACCGACAUCAAGCGCUUCUACGUCCAGAACGGCAAGGUCAUCCCCAACUCGCAGUCCACCAUCACGGGCGUCACGGGCAACUCGGUCACGCAAGACUACUGCGACAAGCAAAAGACGGCGUUUGGCGACCAAAAUGUCUUCAACCAGCGCGGUGGGCUCCGCCAGAUGGGCGACGCCCUGGCCAAGGGCAUGGUGCUCGUCAUGUCCGUCUGGGACGACCACCACUCCCAGAUGCUGUGGCUCGACUCGACCUACCCCACCACUUCGACCGCGCCCGGCGCCGCCAGGGGUUCCUGCUCGACCUCGAGCGGCAAGCCCUCCGACGUGCAGUCCCAGACCCCCGGCGCCACGGUUGUCUACAGCAACAUCAAGUUUGGACCGAUCGGCUCGACCUUCAAGUCUUCGUAG